Messenger RNA from Lycium ferocissimum, 589 nucleotides. RefSeq lists its product as uncharacterized. Lineage: Eukaryota; Viridiplantae; Streptophyta; Magnoliopsida; Solanales; Solanaceae. The transcript has a single exon. Bases 122 to 511 code for a protein of 129 amino acids. The record is from RefSeq and is a predicted model, not a curated record.
CACUCCCUUAUUCCUCAUUUAGCCCCAAAUUGUUCUUUUCACUAGAAGCCGCCUCUCCUCAAUUUUGCCCUAACCUAGCACAACUCAUAUUCCCUUGAUUGAUACCUCAAAUCCAUCACCAAUGGCGUGUGUUCCUAAUUCAUCAAUGACUCUUCUCUUCGUAGAAAUGGGCGUAGGUUACGAUCAACACGGUCAAGACAUAACCUCAGCUGCUAUGCGUGCUUGUAAAGACGCAAUUUCAUCCAAUUCAAUUCCAGCUUUUAGAAGAGGAUCUAUACCUGGUGUUUCCUUUGAUCGGAUGAAACUGCAGAUCAAAUUAGGAGUUCCUAAGCCUCUUCAACGCAGUUUAGAUCUGGAGAAAGUGAAGUCGGUGUUUCCUUAUGGAAGGAUCGAGAAUGUUGAGGUUGUUGAUGGUGGAUUGGUAUGUUCUAGUGGUGUUCAAGUUGAAGAAAUGGGAGAUGCAAAUGAUGAUUGUUAUAUUGUUAAUGCUGCUGUUUAUGUUGGUUACUAGUAAUUCACCUGUUUUUAUCAUCAUUUUGUAGCAAUUUAAGUCAAUCAAUGUAGAGAUUUCUAGUGUUUGUUUGUUGCA